AUGGCUCUUCUCGGCCCCUACCUCCGAGACUUCCAUGUUGCGUACGAGCAUUUUGUGGGUGGACUUUCAAUUAUCACUAAUACUUUGCUAAUUUACUUGGCUAUCAGAAGAAGCAACUCGCAUAUCAGGAAGUACAGUGUUAUUCUGAUCAUUUCUAGCGUAAUUGACCUCAUUUUCAACACAUUCGGCAUAAUCUUUUCACCGGUAAGAGCUCCAAGGUCUUUGGGAAACGCGAAAUAAUCGAGACACUUCUUCUAGUCGUUAUCCUUUCAGAUUGUUGAGAUCCAGCAAGGCAAAAUUUUCCUCUUUCUCGGUGGGCCCUUCGAGCAUUUACCUCCAAAACCAACAGGGAUAAUUUGCAUGACUUAUCUUGUUUCUAUCUUUUGCACUGUGAUCAACAUUCCUAUGCAGUUUUUCUAUCGAUAUACGGCGGUUUGUUUGUAAGUAAGCCCUGUUUUGCCAUUCAAUGGUUGGAUUCUGCGGCUGACCUACAGUUUCCACGAAUUUUAGAAUUCUUGUAUUACAUAUAUAUGUGUUAUACGUAUAAUACAGGGUGUUUCAAGAAAUUUGGCAGAAACUAGCUGCGAAUAUUUUUGAGCUCUUGCUAGUUAUCGCAGAAAUUCUUUUUGUUUCUAAAACUUGACAGCGGGCGGUUUUGUACUGAACAAAAAAAAAUUUUUUCGUCGGCGGAGAGGCCAGUUCUCGGCGGAGACAUUUGGGGCCUUUUUUAAAAAUCACACCUUAUUACAUCGUGGAAACUCUGUUACAGUGGCCAAAAUCAUGUUUACGUUAAACCUCCGUGGAUUUUGCGGUAUGCUUUUUUUUGUUUUCGAUUUUCGCUCAUCCGCGGAGGCACGGCGGAGACCUCAGGUUUCGGCGGACGUCGUUUUGACUCUUUGGAUCAUUCAAUUCAGGUUGGAAAAAAGUGUGGGGUGAUUUUUUGUUGUCAUCCGAUGCACAGAUGCAAAAAUUUCGCACUUUUUUCCCCGGCGGAGGAUUCGGCGGAGGCUUUAUCAAAGGGUCAGAACAGUCUUAGGAGUCUGGGAAAAAAACUCAGCUACAAGAAUCCAUCACAGCAACAUCAUUUUUCUUAUUUUUUGGUCCGGCGGACACAUCGGCGGAGGAUUCGGCGGAGGCUUUAUCAAAAGAGUCAAACUUUUGUUUUGACCCUUUGAUAAAGCCUCCGCCGAAUCCUCCGCCGGGGGAAAAAAGUACAAAAUUUUUGCCAUCUGUGCAUCGGAUGACAACAAAAAAUCGCCCCAACCUUUUUUCCAACAUGGAUUUGCAAAAACCGAGGGCCCAAAACAAAGUCCGCCGAAAUGUGAGGUCUCCGCCGCGCCUCCGCGGAUGUUGCGUAAAAUCGAAAACGCAAAAAAAGCAUACCGUAAAAUCCACGGAGGUGUAACGUAAACAUGAUUUCGGCCGCUGUAACAGAGUUUCCGCCAUGUAAUAAGGUGUGAUUUUUAAAAAAGGCCCCAAAUGUCUCCGCCGAGAACUGGCCUCUCCGCCGACGAAAAAAAUUUUUUUUUGUUCAGUACAAAACCGCCCGCUGUCAAGUUUUAGAAACAAAAAGAAUUUCUGCGAUAACUAGCAAGAGCUCAAAAAUAUUCGCAACUAGUUUCUGCCAAAUUUCUUGAAACACCCUGUACUGUAAACACCCUAAGCUCUUCUCAACCAUUGCAGAAACCACCAGCUCACAAUCUCCAAUUACCUGAUUCUCUACCUGCUUGCACUCCCAGUCCCGAUAGCUCACUGUAUUUGGGGAUAUUAUGUCUUCUAUCCCCACGGAGAUGUAGUUUCUUCGCAUUUGCCCCUUCUCAAGUAAGUCAUGCUCCCUUGACCCCAUUAUGUCACAAAUUUUCUUAUUGUAUGUAAUUCGUAUUUCAGAGCGGAUCCAGUUUGGGGAACAGAUACACCCACCUUCUUCGUUGCUGACCAAAAAGAUCACUACGCAAGAAUGCAUUUUGUCACAAGUUUUGUCAUUGUCGGUGCCUGCUAUGUAGUGGUGACAAUUACGGGCCUGAAGAUUUAUCUACAAUUGCGCAAACUACAAUCCUGCAUGUCCAGAGGGAAUGUGGAAACUCAAGGUCAACUCACCAAAAUAUUGUUAAUUCAGGUAAGAAAAUAAGGUGCUCUUUUGUACAACAAACAUCAUCUUCAGGCAAUAAUUCCGUUCGUCUGCCUCUCCGGCCCUGUAAUGAUUGGAACCGCGUUCUCUUUACUGUCAAUAAGCAUUCCUUUGUUAGGGUAUACCAUGACUUUUGCUGCCAUGUGGUUGCCUGUUGUGAAUUCAGUAUCCGCCAUUCUAAUUGUCCCGAAUUUUCGAAGAUUUUUCUUUUUCAAGCCCGGCCGAAAGGACACCGUCGGGUCAACAACUCGUUCAGUCAGCCGACUUGUGGCUUGGGAUAAGAACAGUAAAAAUAAGAUUACCCCAAGAUGA
Molecule: messenger RNA, 2440 nt
Organism: Bursaphelenchus xylophilus (pine wood nematode)
Lineage: Eukaryota; Metazoa; Nematoda; Chromadorea; Rhabditida; Aphelenchoididae
Source: the annotation of a GenBank genome assembly